Anoplophora glabripennis (Asian longhorned beetle) is the source of this 1338-nucleotide messenger RNA. It is a transcript of the gene Las, whose product is annotated as lipoyl synthase, mitochondrial. The transcript has 6 exons. Gene Ontology annotation, molecular function: 4 iron, 4 sulfur cluster binding; lipoate synthase activity. Gene Ontology annotation, biological process: lipoate biosynthetic process. Gene Ontology annotation, cellular component: mitochondrion. Bases 142 to 1254 code for a protein of 370 amino acids. The record is from RefSeq and is a predicted model, not a curated record. Lineage: Eukaryota; Metazoa; Arthropoda; Insecta; Coleoptera; Cerambycidae.
UUGUAGCAAUGUCAAAAGAAGUCAAAUAAUCUUUCACAAAUUACUGAACUAUUGUUUAUAUGGGGAAAUAAUUUAUCAAUCAUCCUUGGAGUAGAAAUGUAAGAACGAUAACAUUUACAUUUUAAAUUCAUUGUAAACAUAAUGCACAGGUCAAGAUUAUUGAUAAAUCUUUCAAAGAAAGACUUGCCAUGGUACAGACACAAAUCAAACAUAGAAUCUCUAAAAGAACGCAUCGCUAGUGGCCCCUCCCUUCAGGAUUUCAUAAAUGACCCGAAUCCGGUGCUGAAAGAUGACCCGGAGACAUGGAAGGAGUAUGAUGGGAAACUUAAGAGGGAAAAAGGCGAGGACCAAAGAUUACGCCUUCCUCCUUGGUUGAAACGAACCAUUCCAACAGGGAAAAACUACAGCCGAGUGAAAGAACAGUUACGAAAACUUAACUUGCAUACAGUGUGUGAAGAAGCGAGGUGUCCAAAUAUUGGGGAGUGCUGGGGAGGUGGAGAACAUGGAACUGCAACAGCGACAAUCAUGUUAUUAGGGGAUACGUGUACAAGAGGCUGCCGAUUUUGUUCAGUUAAAACAUCCAGGACUCCUCCACCCCCUGAUCCUAAUGAGCCCAUAAAUACAGCAACGGCCAUUGCAUCGUGGGGUCUGGAUUAUAUUGUAUUAACAUCUGUUGAUAGAGAUGACUUACCUGAUGGAGGUUCAAACCACUUUGCAGAAACGGUUAGGGAGAUUAAAAGACAAAAUAAAGACAUAUUAGUGGAAUGUUUAGUUCCAGACUUUAGAGGUAAUUUAGAACAAGUUAAAACUAUAGUUAACUGUGGAUUGGAUGUAUAUGCACACAACAUUGAGACAGUAGAGGCACUCACACCGUUCGUCAGAGACAGAAGAGCAAAGUACAGACAGUCUUUAAGUACUUUGGAAGGCGCCAAACAAUUCAAGCCCGAGCUUAUAACAAAAUCUUCGAUAAUGCUGGGACUGGGGGAAACUGACCAAGAAGUGGAACAAACUCUGACAGACCUUCGCAGCGCUGGUGUAGACUGCGUAACACUGGGGCAGUAUAUGCAACCUACUAAAAGACAUCUGAAAGUUGUAGAGUACGUAACUCCAGAAAAAUUCCUACAUUGGGAGAAGAUUGGAAACCAAAUGGGCUUCCUGUACGUCGCUAGUGGUCCUUUAGUUAGAAGUUCCUAUAAAGCGGGUGAAUUCUUCAUAGCGAGCAUACUGAAGAAUCGUAAAACGAGUGUAGCUUGAUCUCAUUUUGGCAUUUUUAGUGUUCGUUAAAAUUUAUCUCUGUAAAUUGUUGGGUCGUUUUAAAAAUAAAUUUCUUGAAAUGAA